GGCACUGGAGCUUGUGACUGUGCUGGUGGGGAGCCCCCGAGCAGAUGGGCUUGUUUCUCUUCUCACCACCUCUGAGGAUGCCGAUGAGCCCCAGAGGCUGCAGUUUCCGCUGCCCACAGCCCAGCGGUCGCUGGAGCCUGGGACACCCCGAUGGGCCAAUUAUGUCAAGGGAGUGAUUCAGCACUACCCAGCUGCCCCACUUCCCGGCUUCAGUGCAGUGGUGGUCAGCUCAGUGCCCUUGGGGGGUGGACUGUCCAGCUCAGCGUCCCUGGAAGUGGCCACGUACACCUUCCUCCAGCAGCUCUGCCCAGACUCGGGGGCAAUAGCUGCCCGGGCCCAGGUGUGUCAGCGAGCCGAGCACAGCUUCGCGGGGGUGCCCUGUGGCAUUAUGGACCAACUUGUCGCAUUGCUGGGGCAGAAAGGCCACGCGCUGCUCAUUGACUGCAGGUCACUGGAGACAAGCCUGGUGCCGCUGUCAGACCCCAAGCUGGCUGUGCUCAUUACCAACUCCAACGUCCGCCAUUCCUUGGGCUCCAGCGAGUACCCAGUGCGGCGGCGCCAGUGCGAAGAAGUGGCCCGGGCGCUGGGCAAGGAGAGCCUCCGGGAGGUGCAGCUGGAGGAGCUGGAGGCUGGCAAAGAGCUGGUGAGCAAGGAGGGCUUCCAGCGGGCACGGCACGUCGUGGGUGAGAUCCAGCGCACAGCCCAGGCAGCGGCCGCCCUGAGCCGAGGGGACUACAGAGCCUUCGGCCGCCUCAUGGUGGAAAGUCACUACUCGCUCAGGGACGACUAUGAGGUGAGCUGCCCAGAGCUGGACCAGCUGGUAGAGGCUGCACUCUCUGUGCCUGGGGUCUAUGGCAGCCGCAUGACAGGUGGUGGCUUUGGUGGUUGCACGGUGACGCUGCUGGAGGCCUCCGCAGCUCCCCGUGCCAUGCAGCACAUACAGGAGCAGUACAGCGGUACCGCCACUUUCUACCUCUCUCAAGCGGCUGCCGGCGCCAGGGUUCUGACCUUGUGAGGCGCACCGGGGACGACACAUGGCGGGCACAGGGCCUGCAGGCAGUGAGUCACACGCUCUGUGUCCGGCACCUGCCAUCUGCAGCUGGGUGCUCAAUAAACUUGUGCCUCCAAUCAUGGUACCCACCUGCCUCUAGAGGUGGGUGUGUGGUUGGGUGUCAGCAUCCCUCCCCUACCCCAGGCUGGUGCCUGUGAGAUCCCAGAAGAAUAGACAGGGCAGGGCCAAGCAGUAGCAAAACCUUUUAUUAAGUGCAGAAUAAAGGCUGGGUCCUUG
Molecule: messenger RNA, 1288 nt
Organism: Carlito syrichta (Philippine tarsier)
Lineage: Eukaryota; Metazoa; Chordata; Mammalia; Primates; Tarsiidae
Gene: GALK1
Product: galactokinase 1
Exons: 7
Coding region: 389-1015 (208 amino acids)
Biological process (GO): galactose metabolic process
Cellular component (GO): cytosol
Molecular function (GO): galactokinase activity
Source: RefSeq, a predicted model, not a curated record